Sinocyclocheilus rhinocerous is the source of this 3298-nucleotide messenger RNA. Its product is annotated as coatomer subunit alpha-like. Lineage: Eukaryota; Metazoa; Chordata; Actinopteri; Cypriniformes; Cyprinidae. The record is from RefSeq and is a predicted model, not a curated record. Bases 188 to 3298 code for a protein of 1036 amino acids. Gene Ontology annotation, biological process: endoplasmic reticulum to Golgi vesicle-mediated transport; retrograde vesicle-mediated transport, Golgi to endoplasmic reticulum; intra-Golgi vesicle-mediated transport. Gene Ontology annotation, molecular function: structural molecule activity; protein binding. Gene Ontology annotation, cellular component: COPI vesicle coat. The transcript is spliced from 26 exons.
GCACGGAAACACGGCCCGAGUUGAGUGGAGUGGAUUGAGUAGACGUGUCAGCUGCGGAAGUGGAGCUGCAGAAUCCAACACGCAAAAUCCCUUUCUAAAGGGGAUGGUUUUAGGAUUUACACUGACGUAAACGGAGCUAUAUCUUCAUACAUUACGCAUUUCUGUUCGGUUAUUAUUGUCAGUGAAAAUGUUGACCAAAUUUGAAACAAAGUCGGCCCGAGUGAAAGGGCUGAGUUUCCACCCGAAACGGCCCUGGAUUCUGGCUAGUUUGCACAACGGCGUCAUCCAGCUGUGGGACUAUCGCAUGUGCACCUUAAUCGACAAGUUUGACGAGCAUGAUGGUCCAGUCAGAGGUAUUGACUUUCAUAAGCAGCAGCCACUGUUUGUGUCAGGAGGAGAUGACUACAAGAUCAAGGUGUGGAACUACAAGCUGCGCCGGUGUCUCUUUACUCUUCUUGGACAUCUUGACUACAUUCGUACCACAUUCUUUCAUCACGAGUAUCCCUGGAUCCUGAGUGCCUCAGAUGAUCAAACCAUUCGCAUUUGGAACUGGCAGUCCAGAACAUGUGUCUGUGUGCUGACGGGGCAUAAUCACUAUGUGAUGUGCGCUCAGUUCCAUCCAUCUGAGGACCUGGUGGUGUCGGCUAGCUUGGAUCAGACUGUGCGCGUGUGGGAUAUUUCCGGUCUGAGGAAGAAGAACUUGUCUCCGGGUGCUGUGGACACGGAGGUGCGUGGCAUCUCUGGUGUCGACCUGUUUGGGGCCUCUGAUGCAGUAGUGAAGCACGUUCUGGAGGGUCACGAUCGAGGCGUAAACUGGGCAGCCUUCCAUCCCAGCAUGCCUCUCAUUGUGUCAGGAGCAGAUGACCGCCAGGUCAAGAUCUGGAGGAUGAACGAGUCAAAAGCAUGGGAGUUGGACACCUGUCGAGGGCACUACAACAAUGUGUCCUGUGCGGUGUUCCAUCCUCGUCAGGAGCUCAUCCUGUCCAACUCUGAGGACAAGAGCAUCCGUGUGUGGGAUAUGUCCAAGAGGACAGGCGUCCAGACCUUUCGCAGAGAUCACGACCGUUUCUGGGUGCUGGGGGCUCACCCCAACCUCAACCUGUUUGCUGCUGGCCAUGACAGUGGGAUGCUGGUGUUUAAACUGGAAAGGGAACGUCCAGCUUAUGCCGUGUAUGGGAACAUGCUGUACUAUGUAAAAGAUCGCUUCCUGCGUCAGCUUGACUUCAACAGCAGCAAGGAUACAGCCGUCAUGCAGCUGCGCAGUGGAUCCAAAUUCCCAGUGUUCAGCAUGUCCUACAACCCUGCAGAAAAUGCUGUGCUGUUGUGCACUAGAGCUACUAACCUGGAAAACAGCACAUAUGAUCUGUAUUCCAUUCCCAGAGAGAGUGACUCCCAGAAUCCUGAUGCUCCAGAGGGAAAGCGUUCCUCUGGUCUGACUGCGGUUUGGGUGGCUAGGAACCGCUUUGCUGUACUCGACCGCAUGCACUCACUCCUGAUAAAGAACCUGAAGAAUGAGAUUGUGAAGAAGGUCCAGGUACCGAGCUGUGAGGAGAUCUUCUAUGCUGGAACUGGAUCUCUGCUGCUGCGUGAUGCUGAAGGAGUCACGCUAUUUGACGUGCAGCAGAAGCGCUCCCUCGCUACAGUCAAAAUCGCUAAAGUCAAAUAUGUGGUGUGGAGCUCCGAUGCCAACCAUGUGGCCCUGCUGGCCAAACACGCCAUCAUGAUCUGCAACAAGAAGUUAGAGAGCCUGUGUAACAUCCAUGAGAACAUCAGAGUGAAGAGUGGCGCCUGGGCCGAGAAUGAAGUCUUCAUCUACACCACCUCCAACCACAUCAAAUAUGCUCUUACCUCCGGUGAUCAUGGUAUAAUCCGUACAUUGGAUCUACCCAUCUAUGUGACAAGAGUCAGAGGCAACAGUGUGUACUGUCUGGAUCGUGAGUGCAGACCACGAGUGCUCAAUAUUGACCCCACUGAGUACCGUUUUAAAUUGGCUCUGGUCAAUCGCAAAUAUGAAGAGGUUCUUCAUAUGGUGCGUAACGCUAAACUGGUAGGCCAGUCCAUCAUUGCCUACCUGCAGAAGAAGGGCUACCCAGAGGUUGCGCUGCACUUCGUCAAAGAUGAGAAGACUCGUUUCAGCCUGGCUCUGGAGUGUGGAAACAUUGAGGUGGCGUUAGAGGCUGCAAAAGCCCUGGAUGAACGUAGCUGCUGGGAGCGUCUCGGCGAGGCUGCGCUUCUGCAGGGCCAUCACCAGGUUGUGGAGAUGUGCUACCAGAGAACCAAGAACUUCGACAAACUCACCUUCCUGUACCUUAUCACUGGCAACCUGGCCAAACUCAGGAAGAUGAUGAAGAUAGCUGAGAUAAGAAAGGACAUGAGUGGACACUAUCAGGGUGCUCUUUAUCUGGGUGACGUCAGUGAGCGUGUGCGAAUCCUGAAGAACUGUGGACAGAAGUCUCUGGCUUACCUGACUGCUGCCACUCAUGGGAUGGAUGAGGAGGCUGAAUCCCUGAAGGAGACCUUUGACCUGGAAAAAGAAAUGGUGCCAGAAGUGGACCCCAAUGCCCAGCUGUUGCAGCCGCCACCUCCCAUCAACCCCUUGGAUACCAACUGGCCUCUGCUCACCGUCUCCAAGGGCUUCUUCGAGGGAGCCAUUGCUGCCAAAGGACGUGCUGGUCAGAUGGUUGCUGACCUGGACAUGGAUGCUUCAGGAGGAGAAGGCUGGGGAGAAGAUGCAGAACUUCAUUUGGAUGAAGAUGGAUUUAUGGAUGCUCAAGAGGGAUUGGGAGAUGAGGGAGCUAUUGGGAAAGAGGAAGGAGGAGGCUGGGAUGUUGAGGAAGAUCUGGACCUCCCGCCAGAACUGGAUGUACCUUCUGUUGGCGGAGGUGGCGCAGAGGGCGACGGUUUCUUUGUGCCACCCACCAAGGGCACAAGCACCACGCAGAUGUGGUGCAACAACUCUCAGCUGGCGGUGGAUCACUUAUUGGCUGGAUCUUUUGAGACUGCUAUGAGGUUGCUGCAUGACCAGGUUGGUGUGGUUCAGUUUGGACCCUAUAAGCAACUGUUCAUGCAAACUCUGUCCCGUGGGCGCACCUGUUACCUGGGCCUGCCGUCUCUGCCCUGCUUACACAGUUACCCCCAGAGGAACUGGAAGGACAGCGGGGCUAAAGGAGGUCUGCCAGCGGUGGGCCUGCGUCUCUCUGAUCUCAUUUCCCGCCUGCAGCAGUGCUAUCAGCUGACCACAGCAGGGCGCUUUGAAGAAGCUGUUGAUCGUUUCAGAGCCGUUCUCCUAAAAAGAUAA